CGUGACUAUCGUGGAUCCUCUGGGGAGCCUCAACAACAUCAUGAUGCUGACGAGGCAGAGAAAAGUCUCUUCAGAUCAGAACAUCUCAAGAAACACCAGCGGAGACCCACAGGAAAGAAACCUCACUGCUGCUCUGACUGUGGGAAACGUUGCAAAUCUUCAUCAGAACUUAAAAUACACCAGCGAGUACACACAGGAGAGAAACCUUAUAGCUGUGAUCAAUGUGGGAAGAGUUUUACUCAUUCAAGUAAUCUGAAAACACACCAGCGGGGACACACAGGAGAGAAGCUUCACCACUGUUCAGAUUGUGGGAAAAGCUUUUCAACAUCACAGAAUUUGAAGCUGCACCAGAGAACCCACACAGGAGAGAAUCCUUAUAGCUGUGAUCUGUGUGGGAAGAGAUUCACUCAGUCAGCACACUUGACUAUACACCAGAGAACCCACACGGGAGUGAAUCCUUAUAGCUGUGAUCGGUGUGGGAAAAGUUUUUCUCGUAUAGAACACCUUAAAGAACACCAGAGAACACACACAGGAGAGAAACCUUAUAGCUGUGAUGUAUGUGGGGAUAGUUUUACUACAUCGGGCCAGCUGGUAGUACACCAGCGAGUACACACAGGAGAGAAACCUUAUAGCUGUUAUCAGUGUGGCAAGAGUUUUACUCAGUCAGGCAACCUGAAAUCACACCAGAGAACACACACAGGAGAGAAACCUUAUAGCUGUGAUCAAUGUGGGAAAAGCUUUGGUAGAGCUAAUUAUCUGACUGAACAUAAGCAAACACACACAGGAGACAAACCUUACCACUGCUCUGACUGUGGGAAGAGCUUUGCUUCCCAAAGAAACCUGACACAACACCAGAGAACACACACAGGAGAGAAGCCUUAUAGCUGUGAUCAAUGUGACAAGAGAUACUCUCAUUCAAGUUCUCUGAUUAAACAUCAGAAAAUACAUGCAGGAGAUCCACAGAGUGUGGAAUGAUCUCCAACACCAGACCUAUAUACAUGCAGGAGAUCCACGAAGGAAAGAUAGUGAUGGCGCUCAGUGACGUUGUAAAUGGUGGGGAAUAACCAAUCAGCUGUGAACGCUUUAGCAUGCUCGAGACAACCAUGGUGAAUGUGACUGCAGGCUACAUCAAGUGUUCCAAUGGCAAAACGUUUGAUUUAAGAAUAUUGUGUUCCAAUGGCAAAACGUUUGAUUUAAUUACAUCAAGUGUUCCAAUGGUAAAACAUUUGAGGAAAUUACAUCAAGUGUUCCAAUGGUAAAACGUUGACAAUGAUUUCACGAGGCCUAUUUCACAUGAUAUGCCUAAGUGCUUAUAACCACUAGGCUAAUAUAUAAACAUGUUUUUCUUUCGAUUAUCAAGUUAUCCCUUUGGAGCGCAACAUCACGUUGUUAAAAAACAAAACAGGUGGGGUUUUAGGAGGGGU
Coregonus clupeaformis (lake whitefish) is the source of this 1424-nucleotide messenger RNA. RefSeq names its product zinc finger protein 239-like. The transcript has a single exon. Gene Ontology annotation, biological process: regulation of transcription by RNA polymerase II. Lineage: Eukaryota; Metazoa; Chordata; Actinopteri; Salmoniformes; Salmonidae. Gene Ontology annotation, molecular function: DNA-binding transcription factor activity; RNA polymerase II cis-regulatory region sequence-specific DNA binding. The annotation marks the transcript as partial. The record is from RefSeq and is a predicted model, not a curated record.